Messenger RNA from Cyclopterus lumpus (lumpfish), 4428 nucleotides. RefSeq names its product SMEK homolog 1, suppressor of mek1 (Dictyostelium) (gene ppp4r3a). Bases 988 to 3450 code for a protein of 820 amino acids. The record is from RefSeq and is a predicted model, not a curated record. Lineage: Eukaryota; Metazoa; Chordata; Actinopteri; Perciformes; Cyclopteridae. Gene Ontology annotation, cellular component: nucleoplasm; protein phosphatase 4 complex. Gene Ontology annotation, biological process: DNA damage response; protein dephosphorylation. Gene Ontology annotation, molecular function: protein phosphatase activator activity. The transcript has 15 exons.
UGCUGUGCUGGAAACCCCGUACUGACUGAAGGGACCCAAGAUGGCUGAAUACUCACGGGGGGGGGCAGUUAGCAAUUAUCUGAGCAAGACGUCGGAAAUGAAUGGCAUAUAGCAUUAUAAUGUAAAGCGUUACCCUGAAAUAAUUAUACAACUACCGUUUGUUGGUGUGCAUACUUUUUGAGAUGCAUGAAUACCAGAAAGAAGAGAGUGGUCUCUCCGCGGCCCCGAGCCAGAACAUGGCGGAAUACUUGGGGUAGAAAUAGCAGCUAACACUAGCUAGCUGGCGUAUUACUCAGUCAGAAUUGGAAACAUUUCUCCAGGGUAAACACUGUAUCGUCGGGUCCGCAAAUGUGAAAUAAUGUUAUCGGUGCACAGCGCUGGACAUUUUGCUUUAAAGAGUUGUUUAACGUUGAAUAUAUGGAGCGGAGGAACUUAGCGUACUGCUAGCUCGGUAACGCGUUAGGUUUUCUAGCUAACGCAACUGGCUAACGCUGCUCGCAAGCGUACGAACUACUAAUAAGCAGGUCGUUUCUUUUGAGGUGUAAAGAUCGUAACCGUGGGGCUUAUUGUAAAUACUCCUCUCGAUUGUGCUCGUACUUCCCAAUGUAUGUCUGCUCUCGUUUGGUCGAUUAACAAGUUAGCUAACGUCAAUGCCCUCCACACUGUAAAUUGAAGUGUCGUUAGCUACGAUGAUUUUGUGUUGCGCGUUGCCUUCAACACUGGGAAGAUAAGUUUUGAUGCUGCUCGUGAAAAUAAACCGACAUCGUAGAAUCGAUCGGGCAAUCUUCCUUGAUAACUAGCCUGGGUGUUCCGCUUUUACGCUCCUUCAAAGAAGUGAUUGCUUGGUUGACCCCUGACACUGACGUUAAGGUAGCUGAGGUAAUAAUACUGCAUUGUACAAGUGAUCAGGUGUAAGAGGUGAAGCAGACACCCUGUAAAAGUCAAGAAGGUCCGGAAAGGGGAAACCGGUCACAACUACCUGCCAGGAUGACGGACACUCGUCGACGAGUCAAAGUCUAUACCCUCAAUGAGGACAGACAGUGGGAUGACCGUGGAACCGGCCACGUCUCCUCGGGCUAUGUGGAGCGUUUGAAAGGCACGUCUCUACUGGUGCGAGCAGAGAGUGAUGGUUCUUUACUGCUGGAGUCCAAAAUCAAUCCAAACACAGCCUACCAGAAGCAACAGGAUACUUUGAUAGUAUGGUCAGAGGCAGAAAAUUAUGAUCUGGCACUGAGCUUCCAGGAGAAGGCUGGCUGUGAUGAAAUCUGGGAGAAAAUAUGCCAGGUUCAGGGAAAGGACCCAUCAGUGGACAUUACCCAGGAUGUGGUCGACGAGUCUGAGGAGGAACGCUUUGACGACAUGUCCUCGCCAGGUCUGGAGUUACCGCCAUGUGAACUGAACCGCUUGGAGGACCUGGCUGAGAUGGUGGCCUCCUCACUCCCAUCACCACUGCGGCGUGAGAAACUGGCACUAGCCGUGGAGAACGAGGGCUACAUUCGCAAGCUCCUGGAACUGUUUCGUGUGUGUGAGGAUUUGGAGAACAGAGAGGGACUGCAUCACCUGUAUGAAAUCAUUAAAGGCAUCUUCCUGCUUAAUCGUACUGCACUCUUUGAGGUUAUGUUCUCUGAGGAGUGCAUCAUGGACGUCAUUGGUUGUCUGGAGUUUGAUCCAGCACUUGCACAGCCACGGCGACAUCGGGAGUUUCUAACUGAGACGGCCCGCUUUAAGGAGGUGAUCCCCAUCUCUGAUCCUGAACUGCGUCAGAAAAUACACCAGACGUAUCGAGUGCAGUAUAUUCAGGACAUGGUGUUGCCCACGCCCUCUGUUUUUGAGGAAAACAUGCUGUCCACCCUGCACUCGUUCAUCUUCUUCAACAAGGUGGAGAUUGUGGGCAUGCUUCAGGAUGAUGAGAAGUUCCUGACAGACCUCUUUGCACAGCUAACCGAUGAGGCUACAGAUGAUGACAAAAGACACGAACUGGUGAAUUUCCUAAAGGAAUUUUGCGCAUUCUCACAAACGUUACAACCUCAAAACAGAGACGCCUUCUUCAAGACUUUGUCAAACAUGGGAAUUCUACCUGCACUAGAGGUCAUACUGGGAAUGGAUGACGUUCAGGUGCGUGGGGCAGCCACAGAUAUUUUCUCUUAUCUGGUGGAGUACAACCCCUCCAUGGUACGAGAGUUCGUCAUGCAGGAGUCUCAGCAGAAUGAUGAUGACAUCCUGCUGAUCAACCUGAUCAUAGAACACAUGAUCUGUGAUACAGACCCAGAGCUAGGUGGAGCAGUGCAGCUGAUGGGUCUGCUACGGACUCUGGUGGACCCUGAGAACAUGCUGGCUACGGCAAAUAAAACAGAGAAGACAGAGUUCCUGAGCUUCUUCUACAAACACUGUAUGCACGUCCUCUCAGCGCCACUGCUGGCCAACACAACAGAGGAAAAACCAGGCAAAGAUGAUUUUCAAACAUCCCAGUUGCUGGCCUUGAUUUUGGAGCUGCUGACAUUCUGUGUUGAGCACCACACCUAUCACAUAAAGAACUACAUCAUCAACAAGGACAUUCUCAGGAGGGUACUGGUGCUCACAGCCUCUCAGCACGCCUUCCUGGCACUAUGUGCCCUGCGCUUCAUGCGGAGGAUCAUUGGUCUGAAGGAUGAAUUCUACAAUCGUUACAUCAUGAGAAACUUUCUCUUCGAGCCUGUCAUCAAGGCCUUCCUCAACAAUGGCUCCCGCUACAAUCUCAUGAACUCAGCCAUUAUUGAGAUGUUUGAGUAUGUCCGUGUGGAGGACGUAAAGUCUCUCACAGCUCAUAUAGUAGAGAACUACUGGAAAGCUCUGGAAGAUGUUGACUACGUCCAAACGUUCAAGGGCCUAAAGUUACGGUAUGAACAGCAGCGAGAGAGACAAGACAACCCCAAACUGGAUAGCAUGCGCUCCAUCCUGAGGAACCACCGCUUCCGUCGUGAUGCACGGACACUGGAAGAUGAAGAGGAGAUGUGGUUCAACACAGAUGAGGAUGACCUUGAGGAUGGUGAGGCAGUGGUUCCUCCAUCUGACAAGAUGAAGAGUGAGGAAGACCUCAUGGAACCUAUAAGCAAGUUCAUGGAGAGAAAGAAAUUGAAAGACACAGACGACAAAGACGUACUGGGGAAGUCGAGCUUAUCAGGCAGGCAGAACCCAAGCUUCAAGCUCUCCUUCUCUGGCUCCACUAAAACCAGCCUGUCCAGCCCUCCAUCAUCUGCCUCAUUGAACCCAGGUUCUCCAGGAUCACCAGGUUCUCCAGGCGCAGGGGCCCGAAGCUCACCGUCCACCACAACUGUAACCACAAAGGGAGGUUUAGUGGGACUGGUCGACUAUCCUGAUGAUGAUGACGACGAGGAUGAAGAAGAGGAGGAGGAUGGGGAGAGUAAAGAGGACCCUCUGCCACCUACGAAGAAGUCCAAACUGAGUUCCUAAAGAAGCUUCACUGUCCCAGCCUGUGCUCUGCUCGGACAGUUUCAGCUCAUAGACCUUCCACAGGAUCAAACUUGUAAACAGAUUGAAUGAAUGAGAGCCGCCCCUCGCUGUCAGCGGGUGGCCCAAAGAGGAGCAGACUGAACGGAUACGAAGCCUCCUCAGACUAGCCCACUUCAUACAAGUGCCAAUCGGGAAACCAGGAGUGGAAAAGAAACGACUGAAGCGUGUCAGACGUUUGAAUCUGGGGGAGAAAAGAUCACACUCAAAAGAUCGUCAGCAGACUCCGAACGAGACGGGUUGGAGUUUGGUUAUUUAGCAACUGGAGGAAACAACCACAUACAAAACAUGUACACACAGACUGAAAUCCCAGAGAGCUUGCAGGCUCAGACCAUAGCCCACUGCCCCCCCGCCCCCCCGCCCCCCCACUCAGGGAAGGACAUCACAGUGACCCAAAUGGGUUGGCCAGUUCAGACCCAGAACCACCACUCUCACCUCCUCCUUCUCUUACUCCUCCUCAGAAUUCACCUUCCUCCUUGUUUCUACCUACUUCUUUUCCUCCUCUUCUCCUUCCUCCUUUCUUUGUCUGUUGCUUUUCAACUUUUUUUUAAAGUUAGUAUAUAGGACCAGACGGGAGGCAGCAUGUGGCAAAGAGCUGUCCUUGUUGUCGUUUGAUGAUGUCAUCAGUGUUGUCGUUCCUCAGCGGACGUUCUUUCUCUGAAGAGAAAAAAAGCCAGCAGUUUCUUCAUCAUUUUCUUUUUGUUCUCUAUUUGUCUCUAAAUCUUUCUCCUGUUUUUUGUAAAUGAUGACAAAAAAGACCUGCCUUUAAAUGUUCAGGACGUUUUCAGUCGCACUUGAACAGGUUUUUAAAGACCUCAGUAGGUGAGCUAGUUUUACCCUUUUUGCCCUUUGAAACUGCAGAUUUUUUGGAGAAUUUGUAAUCCCGUCUUGAUUAAAGAUUGAGUGGAAUUCUAGAUGUGA